AUGGUACAACCUAAUAUGAGUACGAGGCGCACUUCGGCUGGAAACGGCCAGAAGAGAGCCUACGCGUGUUCCCCAAGCAUUGAGGCAGCGGGUGCAGCAUCAUCAGUUCCAAAUGAGACGGGUAAUAUGACACGCGGUGGUAAUCAGGCUGAUGAUUCAUCUUGGACGCCUCGAAACGCCUCGAAACGCGUCCGCUUCUCGGACCCCGGUCCGUCCCCGGAUGACAGAGCUUCUGAUGCGUCCACGGGACUUACCCCAGGCUUAAAACGCACGUCGCUUCUCGAUAGACUGCGAAGCACGCGUCGUCGAUCAGGUCCUUUGGCCGAGAUCCUUUCGGACGCCUCCAUCGGUUCUGUAACUACCAGGCGAGCAAAACCAACCGCCUUGUUGAGUGAAACUGACGACAGUCGGACCCGUCGCCGGCUUUUCCGAGCUCGUAUCAGUGAUGAGAUGAAUAAGGCCGAAAACGAGAGAAGAGACCUGAGGAGAGCAAAGGCGCAAAUUGCGUCUCUAUCCAGGCAGCUCGAAAAAUACCGACCCGCUUCAGAUAACAACUCAUACGAUCCGUCCGACAGUGAUGAGGCAAUUCCUCUAGAUGACUAUACCAUGGGCGAUUCUAUGCUCAUGUCGAGUUCACCGGCAUUUAGACGCCACCACGACGGUCGUAGUUCGGAUUCAGAUCACUUCCCAAGCCCGGAACCGUUCUCUCCAAUUACUCCCACGGCCGGAUCCAAUACCGAAUAUCUCAUCGUGGAUGAUCAUCCGUCGGAGGAGCUGGCUUCCGUAGCGGAAGAGUUAGCUGCUGCGCGAAAAGAGAAGCAAGACCUCUUCAUUGAAUGGCGCAAGCUACACAGCCAGUCCUCUGCUCAACCGGGAGCAGACGACACCGACCCUCCAGCUGAUUUCAUGAAACAAAUUGUGCCACAACUGGAAGCUGCUAUUAGAAAGGAGUCAGACCUUCGCCAAACCUUGAAGACGGCCCAAGAAGAACUCACCAGCAUGGGGUUCUCAGGACCCAAUAUGCACGCGAUACUUUCUGAGAUUCGUAGCGCUUUCGCAACCGCACGAUUGGAACUGGAGAACAUCGUGCCUGGCGAGACAGCCGCCGGUCUCUUUGACUGCAAAGCGACACUCAAGGCCCUAGUCGACCGUCUUCGACAGAUUGGUGGUGCUCUACUCACCGAGCGAAGGCGUGCAGACUCAGCAGCUGAUUCCCAUCGUUUACUCACGGAAAAGUUUCAGGAGGCGCUCAAGGAACGUGACGAUGUGCAGAAAAAACUGAAGAGGAGUGAAGAAUCUCCGGAGAGAAAUGCUGAAGAUACGCUUCACUUACGAACUCGCCUACAAGAGCUAGAGGAAGAGAUCCGCGAUCAAGCAAUAUCGAUCGACCGAAAAAACAAAGAGCUCAAGCGAUAUGAUGCAGAAGAAAAAAAUUAUGAGCGACUUAUCGAGGAGCUAGAACAAGAGAUCAAAGAGAAUCAUGACAAUAAACGAGAACUGAGUCAACAAGUUGAGGAAUUAGAAGAAUCACUGGCCGCUGCCGAGCAUACGGCCGCUGAGUGCCUAGGAACUAUCGAAAUGCAAGGAGAUUCUCUCAAGAACAAACAAGAGGAUAUCGAUAAACUUGCCGCACGUGUCGAGGGAGUGCUUGCUGAGAAUGCGCUCCUGAUUGAUGCGAUGACAAAGCAAGAGGAAGAACUUGGAUGUCUCAACGCUCGCCUCGCCGAGCAGGCGACAGAACUCUCUGCAGUGAGAGAUGAACUAGCUGAAACAGAAAAUGUCAAUGAUAUGUUGGAGGAGCUCAACAAGCAGGAAGCUCGCACCCGCCACCGUAUCGAACGGGAGGUCGCUGAAACAUUUACGAAACUCCAGGGAAUCUUUGAUCACGAGAGGAAGGAGGAACAACGCCGACAGACAACGAGCAACAUAAUCAAGGGAGAAAAUUCCAACAAGGUUGAAGGAUCUGAACCUAGUCUUCCUACAAAUUCUCCGUUCAAGAAAUCUGGAAGCGGUCCCUCAGAGAAUGUGCGCUUGGGUCGCGGGAAGGAUCGUCGAACUCUGUUCAGCAGCGAUCUUGAUAGCGGUAUUGGCCCGUCCGACCAUGCAGGGCCCAAGACGGAUCCACCUGUGGGUUCUGAUGCUUUCUUGACUGCUGUUGGCCAAGAAGAGCUCAUUAAUGAAGAACAUGUUGAUGAAGAACAUGUUAGUGAAGAGCAUGCUAACGAAGAGCUCGCUCACAAUGAGAAUAUGGACAAAGGACUUCCUGAUGAUAUCCUUUGGGGCAACGUUGGCGCAGAAUAUCAUGUCGAUGAAGACCAGAACAUUGAGUGAAUACAAAGAUUAACAGCUAUAUCGUCUUCUGAUCAUACAUAUUGGUCGUAGCCACUUGUUCAAUGAGGCUUGUCCCUUCCUUUCGAAAUUUCCUUUGUACAGUUUCGGAUUUCUUCUACCUCUCUUGUUCUUUGUAUAAUAAGGGAAGCGUUUUUUUAUCAUUUUAGUGUACUAUCCUUGCCGAUUUUUUCUCUCUGUUGCAUUUUCAG
Molecule: messenger RNA, 2540 nt
Organism: Talaromyces stipitatus ATCC 10500
Lineage: Eukaryota; Fungi; Ascomycota; Eurotiomycetes; Eurotiales; Trichocomaceae
Exons: 1
Coding region: 1-2331 (776 amino acids)
Source: RefSeq, a predicted model, not a curated record